This is a messenger RNA of Folsomia candida, 1197 nucleotides long. RefSeq lists its product as uncharacterized. The coding region runs from base 122 to 1177 and encodes 351 amino acids. The transcript has 3 exons. NCBI's taxonomy places the organism in Eukaryota, Metazoa, Arthropoda, Collembola, Entomobryomorpha, Isotomidae. The record is from RefSeq and is a predicted model, not a curated record.
UUCUUCUCUGACCACCGAGCUCUUCAGACCUUCUCGAUCUCUCGGACUUCGAACAUCUCUCGUUGUUCUGCCAUCUAUUUAUCAGUUUUAUUCCACACAAACGAGCAAAAAAUAUCAAAUCAUGGUUAAUACACGAAGAUCAUCUUCCUCGAAAAAAGACGUUCAAGAACCAUUGUCGUCAAUUCAAAAAAGUAUCUCGGCUGGACACAAGUUCACAUUCCAGCGUCGCGUUUUUACGAACAAACGUCGACUGAAGACGUUGAAAUUUAUCGCGACAGCCAAACACAACCCAGCUAAAUUCGGAUUGUAUGGGUCGACGCGAUGGUUUGAAUCAUUAGUCACGUAUCUUGAGGAACCAGGGAUUAUUCUUGUGGAAAAUGCGAGGUGUUGGAUUAGACAACACAACGAUGUUUUCGUUAAUGCUCAAUAUCGAGAUAAGGAAGGGACCAGUUCGGCGUCGCCGGCAACAUCCGCAUCUUCGCCAGAGUCAAAAGCAGUAUCAGCAUCGUCGACGGAAGCAGCCACAUCUUCGCCAGAGUCAAAAGCAGCAUUGGAAUCCUCGACAGAAAUGUUUGCAUCUUCACCAGCGCCCAAAGCAGACUCACCAUCCUCCACAGAAGCAUCCGGAUCUUCGCCAGCAUCGAAAGUAGCAUUGACACCGUCUACAGACGAAGUAUCUUCGUCAAUGGAAAUAACGCCAGUUUCCCCAUCGGUAGCGUCAUGUGGUGACCAGGAUAGCUCGACAAUGUCGCGCUCGCCAGUCUCUCAGACAACGGUGACAUCCUCAUCUUCCCCAGAAUCACUUCUCCCGGAGCUUAGAAAUAUUGAUAUCGAUGCCGUUUUUUCGUCUAUUGGAAGGACCCCGCCACCGCAACAAUCUCGAAGUAAUUUCUCUAGCAAAGUCCAAAACAACGACCAACUCCAGGCUCCUCCAAUAGCAGAAUAUACCUACGUCAAACUUAUCGACGAUGACGAUCAUCUUUUCCCGCCUUUAAGAGAACGUGCUAAUCCCGAAAACAAUCAUCCAGUCUUCCGCCUAUCAACCAAUGAAGAAAAGCCUGAUCUCAUGAACGUAGUCCUGGGCGAGUUGGACACUUACUUUCAUCGUCUUCCUACUGACUAUGUCGUCAGAAUGGUCCAACCAUCCUCCAACCCUGAAGUAAUUACGAUCGAUUGAGUCAGAAAUAAAUAUUUCAA